Molecule: messenger RNA, 2469 nt
Organism: Manihot esculenta (cassava)
Lineage: Eukaryota; Viridiplantae; Streptophyta; Magnoliopsida; Malpighiales; Euphorbiaceae
Product: probable receptor-like protein kinase At2g42960
Exons: 8
Coding region: 619-2148 (509 amino acids)
Biological process (GO): protein phosphorylation
Molecular function (GO): protein kinase activity; ATP binding
Source: RefSeq, a predicted model, not a curated record
CGUGUUCAAACAGCCAGCAAGGCAGCAGUAAGCAAAUGAAGAAAAUCCCAAGGAAACCUUACAGAUUUCCAUGGCUUUUGCCUUCUCUUUUACCGUAUGAAAAUGGUAAUGGAUGUGUAAUGUAAGCCAUCUAAUCUCAUCACCUACCACUGAUAACUCCAUCCCUUAUUAUCUCUUCCCCACCACUCCACAAGCCCAAAAAAAAAAAAAAAAAAACAAACACCUAUAUUUCUUCCCAAUUUCCAUGUCCAUCAUCUUCUUCUCUCUGCCACAACCAACAUCAACAGGGACAAUUACCUCAACAGCAACAAAACCCUUUUAUUCUUGUCAUUUUUGGCUUUGGGUACACAGAAAGCUCCACCCCAUCUUAGAUUUACACUCACAUUUCCGCCCACUGGAAAAGAAAUCUACUCUUUUUGGGCAUAUAGAUUCACUUUUUUGACAGCUCGGUUGAUUUGGGCUUCUCCGACAUGGGUCGCUUCUGACAUUCGGUUUUUCUAAUCUGAGAUCUGGAUUCUCAGGACUGGUUAUGGUUGAGAGGCCUCAAAGAUCUGGACUUUGAAGGCUGGUCUGGUGAAGUUCACUGUAGAGAGGCUGUGGACGUCUGAAAAACCAAAAAUGGCCAAUGAUCUUAACACAGAACUCUCCAAGAAAACUGACAUUUUUGGUCUGAAGGUUUGGGAACUAAUUGGUAUUUCUGUGGCAUUAUUUAUCAUUAUUAUUCUCUCCUUGUUGUCAUUUUGUUUAACCUCGCGGAAGAAGUCAAGAAGAGAUGGGAAAAAGCUUUCCCAUAGCCAAAUACCAACUGUUUCAAAGGAAAUUAAGGAAGUUCGAGUGGAGCAAGUAUCAGCAAAUGAAUUUGCGCCUCGUGAUGGGAUUCUCCUCACAAUUCAUGAUAAGACCAGUGACAAAGAAUCAGACAAGGUCAUGGUCCAUUUGGGUAUGGGGAAAACAAAUAAUGGAGACAACAGUAGUCAAUCAGGGUCUUUUCAUCACUUAGAGAAAGACUGUGGAUCACAAUCAGGUGAAGAAGGGAGUUCAGGCACAGUAACAGUAUACAAGCCUUCUUCUUCUUCAUCAUAUCAUAUUACUGCUCCUUCUCCUCUAACUGGCCUCCCUGAAUUCUCUCACUUGGGCUGGGGUCAUUGGUUCACUUUGAGGGAUCUUGAGCUGGCAACAAACCGGUUUUCAAAAGAAAAUGUCCUUGGGGAGGGUGGUUAUGGAGUUGUUUAUCAGGGACAUUUGAUCAAUGGCACACCCGUGGCAGUGAAAAAGAUCCUGAAUAACGUGGGACAAGCAGAAAAGGAGUUUAGAGCAGAAGUUGAAGCCAUUGGUCAUGUGCGCCACAAGAAUUUGGUUCGCCUUCUGGGAUAUUGCAUUGAAGGAACUCACAGAAUAUUGGUCUAUGAAUAUGUCAACAAUGGAAAUUUGGAACAAUGGCUUCAUGGAGCUAUGCGUCAGCAUGGAUAUCUUACUUGGGAAGCCCGCAUGAAGGUUCUCCUUGGCACAGCUAAAGCUCUUGCUUAUUUGCACGAGGCCAUUGAGCCAAAAGUGGUGCAUCGAGACAUUAAAUCGAGCAAUAUAUUAAUUGAUGACGACUUUAAUGCCAAGGUUUCUGAUUUUGGCCUUGCCAAGUUGCUUGGAGCUGGCAAAAGCCAUGUCACUACUCGAGUUAUGGGAACUUUCGGAUAUGUGGCUCCUGAAUAUGCAAAUACUGGUCUUCUGAAUGAAAAGAGUGAUGUUUAUAGCUUUGGUGUUUUGCUCCUGGAAGCUAUUACUGGAAGAGAUCCUGUAGACUAUGGUCGUCCUGCCCAUGAGGUAAAUCUUGUUGAUUGGCUGAAACUGAUGGUUGGAAGCAGACGGUCUGAAGAGGUUGUAGAUCCAAACAUUGAGGCAAGGCCAUCGACACGAGCUCUCAAGCGAGCACUCUUGACUGCUUUGAGAUGUGUUGAUCCUGAUUAUGAAAAAAGACCUAAGAUGGGCCAAGUUGUACGGAUGCUUGAAUCCGAAGAGUAUCCAAUUCCAAGAGAGGAUCGCAGACAUCGAAGAACUCAAGGAGAUAGCAUGGAGAUUGAAUCCCAGAAAGAGAACUCCGACACUGAUCACAGUGAGCAUCCAGGUUCUAGAUCAGAGAGCAGGCGGAAGUAAUGAGACAUGGCUGUUUAGUAGGAUGUGAGGGACUUGUGAACUCUGGGAGGAUAAUUCUUACAAUUUUUUUCCAGACUCCAUAAAUUCUUGGGUUGCCUCCAUAUAAGCUGUUUAUAUAUCUAGGACAUGGAACAGGAUAGCAAGAGAUUCCUUUUUCUUUUUUCCCUUUGUUGGUUUUCUUUCCAAUUUUUGUUUCUUCCCCGUUAUUGCUCUUUUUUUUUUCUCUGGUUUUCAUGUAGAUGGAGAAAUGAUUUGUUUGUCUGGGAUUUAUGUUGUAGAACCCAUGUGGGUGUGUGUACAGAAAUGGGUUAGCUUUUUCGA